Molecule: messenger RNA, 912 nt
Organism: Vicugna pacos (alpaca)
Lineage: Eukaryota; Metazoa; Chordata; Mammalia; Artiodactyla; Camelidae
Gene: TSPAN14
Product: tetraspanin 14
Cellular component (GO): plasma membrane
Source: RefSeq, a predicted model, not a curated record
GGGGGACAGAUCUUAGCCACUCCAGGGCCCCUCUCGUGUUCUCUGAUGCGAUCCUGCUUCUCAGAAGAUGCACUAUUAUAGAUACUCUAACGCCGAGGUCAGCUGCUGGUACAAGUACCUCCUUUUCAGUUACAACAUCGUCUUCUGGUUGGCUGGAGUUGUCUUCCUCGGAGUCGGACUUUGGGCAUGGAGCGAAAAGGGCGUGCUGUCCGACCUCACCAAAGUGACCCGGAUGCAUGGAAUCGACCCUGUGGUGCUGGUGCUGAUGGUGGGCGUGGUGAUGUUCACACUGGGCUUCGCUGGCUGUGUGGGGGCCCUGCGGGAGAACAUCUGCCUGCUCAACUUUUUCUGCAGUGCCAUUGUGCUCAUCUUCUUCCUGGAGCUGGCCGUGGCCGUGCUGGCCUUCCUCUUCCAGGACUGGGUGAGGGACCGGUUCCGGGAGUUCUUCGAGAGCAACAUCAGAUCCUACCGGGACGACAUUGACCUGCAGAACCUCAUCGACUCCCUUCAGAAAGCUAACCAGUGCUGCGGGGCAUACGGCCCUGAAGAUUGGGACCUCAACGUCUAUUUCAACUGCAGUGGCGCCAGCUACAGCCGCGAGAAGUGUGGGGUGCCCUUCUCCUGCUGUGUGCCGGACCCCGCGCAAAAAGUUGUGAAUACACAGUGUGGCUAUGAUGUCAGGACUCAGCUGAAGAGCAAGUGGGACGAGUCCAUUUUCACGAAAGGCUGCAUCCAGGCGCUGGAGGGCUGGCUCCCGCGGAACAUCUACAUCGUGGCUGGCGUCUUCAUCGCCAUCUCACUGCUGCAGAUAUUCGGCAUCUUCCUGGCGAGGACCCUGAUCUCGGACAUCGAGGCGGUGAAGGCAGGCCACCACUUCUGAGGAGCCACUUCGUCCGAGCAGAGCUGAGCCGU